Ctenocephalides felis (cat flea) is the source of this 3192-nucleotide messenger RNA. RefSeq lists its product as uncharacterized. The transcript has 9 exons. Lineage: Eukaryota; Metazoa; Arthropoda; Insecta; Siphonaptera; Pulicidae. The record is from RefSeq and is a predicted model, not a curated record. Bases 328 to 3192 code for a protein of 954 amino acids.
CGGGUUCUAUGUGUCCUACGUUCAAAACUAACCGACUUUGUAGUUGUCUGCCUCGAGUUAUUAACGUAUACAUUUUACUUUGACAGAAUACUAUUCACAUAAAUGAUUCUUUUGUAUGGGUUAAUGAUCUGAGAAGUACUCCAAUUUUUAUGAGUGACACAAUCAAGGAAUCCUUGACUAAAAUUUUUAAGCUACCGCGCAGUUUCAUUUGUUUGUUUUCAACUGCUCACAAGUAACAGAUAUAACUCACGUACAAGUAUAUGAUAAUAAUUACGAAGAUUUAACUUUUUAAUUGAAAGUUUACAAGAAAAAAAUAUUGGCAUUUCAAUGUGUUCUAAUAUAAUGGAUAAUCAAUUGCUCGAUAAUUCAAAAUGCUGUUCUGAACAAAAUUUGAUGAUGACUUUCAAAAGCCGAGCACCUUUAGAAUUGCAUACAAGACAUAUGGUCAUCGUCUCAGCUAUAGAUGAAGAGACACUUACUUGUUGUGUACAAUUGUUGUCACUACAAACAAAUUUGGAACAAUUAAUGAUUCAGAUUAAUAAUUGUAAAAAAUAUCAUUUUGAUGAAAUUCCAAUAAAUGGAUCGACCUGUAUAGGUCAAUUCAAAAAUGGAUUAUAUUAUCGGGCCACAGUUAUGGGUGUAGGGGAUAUAAAUUCUCUGAAGUUAUAUUCAAUUGAUUAUGGUACAACGGAAAUGGUUUCCUUCGCAAAAGUUUUCCAAAUCGACGCUGAAUUCAUUCUUGAUAAGUUACAAAAAUGUUUUAUGAGUCAGCAUCAAAGUAAAAGAUUUAAGGAUAAUUUACCAUCAGUUAUGCAACAAGUUGCUGUAUCUUGGUUUGUCAAUCCCCACAAUUUUCAUUGCCAAUUGAAAUGUAAUGAUGCAAAAUUGGUGGAUUUGAUGAAGAAUAUUCAAACAAAGUACAGUAAAAUUAAAAGCAAUGCGUUCAAUGCUGAAGUAGAAGAUGCUGUGAUUGUGAAAUAUAAACAAGAUAAUAUUAUGUAUAGAGGAAGGAUAGUGAACAUUAAAGAGCAAAGAUAUCUGAUUCAAUUUGUUGAUUAUGGCUUCAAAGACAUUGUUGGACCUACUGAUAUUUUUCCAAUAGAGGAUGAAUUUUUAUUAGAGCCAACAUUUGCUAUAAAAUGUAAAAUCAAUAGCAUUAUUCCAAUCAGAAUGGAUAAAUCAAAUCUGCCACAGAUAUAUGGCUUCUUCAAGCAAAAUGUUUAUGAUUGUAUGUUUAAUGAGACUGAUGCAAAUGGCUACACUAAUGUGGAAUUAAGUCAUAAUGGUGCUGAUGUUGGAUUACAACUAGUUGAAAAUGGGUUUGCUAUUUUUGCUUCGGAAGAUAUAAGGAAUGAUAUUGAAUUUGACUUGCUUCGUGGACAGUUUAUAAAAGGAAAAAUCUUAGGAGUAAAAAGUUUUCAGAUAUUUUUUGUGAACUUGUUUCAAACAGAUUCGCAAUUUGAAUGUGGAUUGUAUAAAUGGAACUGUGAUGAAAAUGAUCCCGAAUACAACAAGAUGAGAAAAUCUUUUUGUGAAAUGACAGAAAAUAAUACUUUUAUAAUAUAUAUUAAUGAAAUCCAAGGAACCAAAUUAUUUGUGACAUUAUACGACUCUUCUGGGUGUAAAGUUGUUCCUUUUUCAUCAGAUGAGUCAAUAUCUUCUGUAUUUCCUCUAUGCGCAAAGCCAGUAUAUAGGCAAAAUAUGAAUGUGAUCAUUAGUCAUCGAAAUGGAGAUCAAGCAUUUAUUCAGGAAGAUUCAGACAUGACGCUUCUAUCGGAAUUAUUAGAUAACCUCUUUCAGUUCUAUGAAAAUAAUGGUGAUAUGCCCCAGACAGAGUUAACUGAAGGAAAUGUUUGUGCAGCGAAAUCUUUAUUGGACAGUAAUUGGUAUAGGGCUAUAAUCAUUCAAUCGAGGGAGAAUGAUUAUCUUGUCAGAUAUGUUGAUUAUGGUAAUGAAGAACUUUUACCUUUUAAUAACAUUAAAGAACUUUCUACUGCAUACUAUGAAUUAUAUAUGUUAUGUUUGGAAGUAAUUGCUUCCAAUGACUUUUGUCAUGAUGCUAGUGAUGAUUUGAUUAAAGUGAAUCUAAGUCGGAAAGGCAAAAUGUGGUAUCUAACUUCUGGCCACAAAUUAUGUAAUAAUGAACAAAGUCAUCCUGCACCUGAAAUAUCUUCAAAAUCCAACAAUGUUGGCCAUAAGGAUUCCAUUCAAACAGAAUUAACUCAGACAUGUGAUUUAGUUAUUGUUGCUCAUAUUGAUUCACCUAGCCAAUUUUGGGUGCAAGAUGCCAGUAAUAAGGAAGCUUUGUUACAUCUGCAAGAAGUUUUGCAAAAUAUAGCUGAAAAAUUGCCAUCAUUGACAAAUUUGCAAGUCGGUAGAAUAUGUGUUGCAAAAUACUCAAUCGAUGAUCUAUGGUAUAGAGCAGUAAUUCUUGAUGCCGAUAGUGAUAUUACUACUAUAAGAUUUAUUGAUUUUGGAAAUACGGAUGUGAUUGAAAAUUCUGAUAAUUUACUUAAAGAUCUUGAUGGUGAAUUAAAACAAAUUGAACCUCUUGCUACAAAGUGUUCAUUAUUAGCUGCUUCAGUAGAGGGAGAUGAUUGGAGUGAAAAUGCGUGCAAAGAAUUUGAAGAAUUUGUCAACUUUCUGAAACUUUCAAACAAAAUGAAUGGCCAUGGUAUUACGUGUGAUGUGAGUGAUAUACAUGACACUAGUGUUUUAUGCUCAGAUAGUGAUGUAUUGACUCAAAAAAAAACUGGUUACAUUAGCCAUUUUGUAGAUCUCAACGAAUUUUAUGUGCAGCUUGAAUGUGAUAGAGCUGGUUUAGAGUUUUUGGAAGAUGCUCUUUCAAAUGCUGCUUCAUUUCCUGUUUGCAAAAAUCCUGUAAAAGAUGUUGUUUGUGUUGCUCAGUUUGCCGAUGAUAUGCUUUGGUACAGAGCAUCAAUCUUGAAUGUUUUGCCUGAUUGUUAUGAAGUAUUUUUCAUAGAUUUUGGCAACACCGGUACUACUAAAGAAAUUCGUGAUAUGCCUGCAUCUCUGGAUAAUAUUGGUCAACUAGCUAAGCAGUGCUACAUUUUCAUUCCAGAUGAUCUAUCAAGUUUGAGUUUUGAGAUUGGUCAAAAGCUGCAAGAAAUAUCAGGGGACGGUCUAACUAUAUUUGAUAUUGAGUUCAUGAGUUUGUGCAGUCCUUCCUAA